AUGCUCUUUGUGCUCUUCCUCAUUCCGGGUGGCCACCAAGAGGUCAUCAAUGUAGGUAUACACAAAGGGCAGUCCACGUAAGACAUGGUCGAUGAACCUCUGGAACGUUUGGACUGCAAUACGAAGACCGAACGACAUACAGACGAACUCAAAGAGACCGAAAGGUGUGGUGACGUCGGUUUUAGGGAUGUCCUCAGGGGCGACUGGAAUCUAAUAAAAAGCACGCACCAGAUCAAUCUUCGAGAAAACCGCUUAGCCGAAAAGGGCUCCAGCAAAGUCCUGAAGAUGAGGCAUGGGGAACCGAUCAGGAAUGGUAGCUUUGUUGAGGGCUCGAUAGUGGCCACAGGGUCGCCAGUCGCCUAAUGUUGCCUUGGGCACUAUGUGCAGUGGGGACGCCCACGGUCUCGGUCGAAUUAUUCCCAGUUGCAGCGUGUGUUCAAACUCCGCCUUUGCGACCUAAAAACGCUCCGGUGCUAGUCGUCUCGGUCGAACAAACACGGGAGGGCCUGAGGUGCGGAUACGGUGCAAAACAUCAUGUUGAACCUCACCACUGCGAAACUGGGGGUUAAUUAUACUGGGGUGACUAAGCAGCAGUUACCGAAAAGGACUAGCAAUAUCCGUAUCCAAGACAGAUAAGUUGGUGGGGGCAGUAAAGUAAGUUAGUCCACGAGCAAACAGACCGGUUGUGCGGUCGAGGAGACGGGCACGUCGACAGUCAACAAGGAGAUCGAACUCAGCAAAAAAGUCCGAGCCGAGGAUUGGGGACUGACAGUACCCAAGGGGCGCUACAAUAAACCUAUUCUAUUCUAUUGUAUGAGGGACAUCAGCAAUCACAAAGAUGCAGGUGAAUGACCGACAAAGGCCAAUGUUCAGGGUGAGGGACAGACUACCGAAAGUGGGAAUGGGGGAACACUUGACAGCUGGGAAGUGAAGACCAGGACUAGGAAAACGACGAUCAGCUGCAGUUGGGGGAACAACGCUGAUUUGGUCUCCAGUGUCCACCAGGAAUCGUCUGCGAGUCGCAGUGUCGCAAACAUAGAAGGUGCGACCCGAGUUAGAGCUGUCAAGAAGAUUGGCUGCACUGACCUUCGGGUUGACCGGUUUUACACCUUUUGCUCUGCUUGGAGGUGAAGGAGCAGGGAGAGAUGCAGCGACGGGCUUUAACACCAAAGGUGGUGUGGUAUCAGCAGAUGGCAGCUGCGUUUGGACGGGCUGAAUGUAAAGACUGGAGAUACGGGGUGGACGGCUUCGGUUGGCUCCGAAAUGAGGGGGAGACAGUCUGCUUCUGUAGUGAAGCUAUAUCGUCGGCCAGCCUGCUGAGCUGGAUCUCCAACUGUGAAGGGGGAGAUGUAGGACGAGUUGAGGGAGUUGAGAGUGUUGAAAGUGACGGCUUGGAAAAGCCGUGCAUCUCCAUAAGACGAUCAGCCAUCUGAGUAAGUUGCGUUGCCGAAAGAAUGCCGGAGGUGGGUGCCAAAAUAUGCUGCACUUCCGGUGAAAAGUUGUCCAUGAUCAAAGCCUGACUUUAUCGUAGAUUAGGAAGAUAGAUUGCUGUUCGCAAAGGGGUCACCAAUUGUCGUAUGUUGUGUGGUCGACAAGAUAAAAAAAUCCUAAGCAAAAGUCGGGGAAGACGGUUUGAGUUGGACAAUCUUUACUGCCUGAGGAAGUGCGUACACAAGGGCUCUGUAGGCAUUCGCCGUGAGCGCGCUCCAAGCAAGCUGUUGUCUGUGUCCGCCUUCGGGGUGUUGUGUCAGCGCGUGUGUGCGCCCUCCGUUGUCUCCACGUCCUCCAGCCAAUCAGAGUGGGGACAGCGUUGAUUGGCUUCGAGCACUCGCGAGGCUAGUGACGAGCCUCGCGCGUCCCAGCAGCGUAUCGACAAGGAGUGUGAGGCGGACAGGACGGCAGUGUGACAAAGUCGGAGGGCGAGGAGACGCGAACUGCCACAAUCUCUCUCGCUAUCGCCAUACGGACUCUUGUCUUAUUCUCCGAGAUAUCCCUCUUCCCACUCAAGCUGGCACCACCACUUGUGGCAUUUUUGCUGGCCACGACCGUCCUUUUGUCCCAGCCACUCUGCGCCGACAAGUUUUCGACACCCUUCACAGCCUAUCCCAUCCAGGAAUCCGGACGACAGUGAAACUUAUCACUGACCGAUUCGUCUGGCCCCGCAUCAACCGGGAUGUUCGGCGUUGGGUCCGGUCCUGUUUUCCCUGUCAGCGCGCCAAAAUUCAUCGUCAUACUGUAACCUCGCCAGGUGCAUUCACCACUCCUGAUGCCCGUUUCAGCCACGUCCACAUUGACUUGGUAGGACCUCUCCCACCAUCCAACGGUUCUACCUAUCUCCUGACUUGCAUUGACCGUUCCACUCGGUGGCCGGUUGUCGUACCCAUCCCGGAUACCUGUGCUGAAACCGUGGCAAAAGCUUUUCUGUCGCACUGGGUGUCUAAUUUUGGAGUUCCUUCGACCGUAACUACUGACCGUGGAUCCCAAUUCGAGUCCACGUUGUUUCGCGAACUCACUUCCCUCCUCUGCACUGAACGAAUACGAACGACAGCAUACUAUCCUCAAGCAAAUGGCCUCGUCAAACGUUUCCAUCGACAGCUCAAAACUGCCCUCGUGGCUCAGUCCGAUCCUUCUCGAUGGACGGAUAAUCUUCCCUUGGUGAUGUUGUUCAUUCGUUCCACUAUCAAAGCCGACAUCGGUUGCACAGCAGCUGACCUUGUUUAUGGAACUUCAUUACGCCUUCCAGAUGAGUUGGUAUCUCCUUCAGAAAACCUGACGUCUUUCGAGCCUUGCAGUCAUGUGGACCGACUACGUACUGUCAUGCGCACUCUCCGCGCAGCGCCCACUCGCGUUUCACCAACUCGUUACUUCAUUCCUCUCAACCUGGACACGUGCGACUUCGUCCUGGUCCGGCGUGAGGCAGUCCGUCUGCCAUUGCAACCACCAUAUGACGGGCCUUACAAAGUCCUUCGGCGGUCUGACGAGCAUUUUGUCAUCGAGCGCAACGGAAAGACGGACACCGUCAGCAUUGGUCGUGUCAAACCUGCAUACCUCGACUACUGCCAAUCGACCUUACCCCAGCCGUCUUCUCCGUCACAGGCGUUGACGCCCACGCCGCCGUCUGAGGCCAUCCCCCCAUCGAUGCGUCGCGCCCGAUCCGGUCGUCAUGUCCGCUGGCCCGAUAGAUUCGUGGCUGGCUAG
Messenger RNA from Spirometra erinaceieuropaei, 3198 nucleotides. The record is from the annotation of a GenBank genome assembly. Lineage: Eukaryota; Metazoa; Platyhelminthes; Cestoda; Diphyllobothriidea; Diphyllobothriidae.